This is a messenger RNA of Rubroshorea leprosula, 1096 nucleotides long. The record is from the annotation of a GenBank genome assembly. Lineage: Eukaryota; Viridiplantae; Streptophyta; Magnoliopsida; Malvales; Dipterocarpaceae.
CCCUCCUUUGAUCAAUACAGAUAGCUUUCUCUCUUUCAGUUAUCAUGGCUAAGAUACAAUCUUUAGGCAGCAAACAUGGUUUCAUGGCUUCAACAAUGCUCGUCUUCAGCCUUCUAAUGGCCAUUCUCUCCACCACAAGUGCCCAAAUUGGUGUUUGUUAUGGCAUGCUUGGCAACAACCUACCGCCCCGCCCAGCGGUCAUAGCCCUGUAUAACCAAUACAACAUCCGAAGGAUGAGACUCUACGGGCCGGAUCAAGCUGCGCUCCAAGCCCUCCGAGGCACCAACAUUGAGGUCAUGCUCGGUGUCCCCAACACCGAUCUCCAACGCAUCGCCGCCAGCCAGGACAAUGCCAACGCUUGGGUCCAAAACAACGUCAAGAACUACGCCAACGUCAAGUUCCGCUACAUAGCCGUUGGGAAUGAAGUUAAGCCCUCGGAUUCUUUUGCAAAGUUUCUAGUUCCCGCCAUGCAGAACAUCCGCAAUGCACUUGCGGCUGCUGGACUUGGAAUCAAAGUUUCCACGGCCAUAGACACCGGAACCCUCGGAGAAUCUUUCCCACCGUCCAAGGGAUCUUUCAAGGGCGAAUAUAUGCCGAUUCUCAACCCUGUAAUCCGUUUCUUGGUGAACACACAAGCUCCAUUGCUGGUCAACUUGUACCCUUACUUCAGUUACAUAGGCAACACUAAGGACAUCUCCCUUAAUUACGCCCUCUUCAAGGCCCCGUCGCCCGUGGUGCCAGAUGGGUCUCUACAGUACCGUAAUCUUUUCGAUGCAAUUCUUGAUGCAGUCUAUGCUGCGCUUGAGAAGUCCGGUGGAGGCAAUUUAGAGAUUGUUGUAUCAGAGAGUGGCUGGCCUAGUACCGGUGGAACGGCAACGACCGUUGACAAUGCAAGGACUUAUAACAACAAUCUGAUUCAACAUACUUUAAAAUUUCCCCACCGAUUGAUCCCACAAUGGGCGGUUUUCGCCGGGCUGACAAGUCAAGCAGCCGGAGUGGCCAAGUAGUCUUGGCCGCUGGCAUCUAAAAACUCCAAAAUCAAUUAUAUCGUCUGACUGUGACUUUAGGAUCACAACAAUAAUGCGCGUCAAUUUUC